AUGGCUUCGUUCAGCCCCACCCAAAUCUUCGAUGAGGGCACGACAGAGGAGAAGGGCGAGAAUGCCCGCCUCGCGGCCUUCGUCGGCGCCAUUGCCGUCGGCGAUCUGGUCAAGAGCACGCUUGGGCCGAAGGGCAUGGAUAAGAUCUUGCAGUCUGCGUCGACGGGCGAGAUCAUGGUCACGAACGACGGCGCGACAAUCCUCAAAUCGAUCGCCCUCGACAACGCGGCAGCAAAAGUCCUGGUCAACAUCUCCAAGGUGCAGGACGACGAGGUUGGCGACGGCACCACGUCGGUGGCUGUGCUCGCCGCCGAGCUCUUGCGCGAGGCCGAACAGCUCGUCGCCAAGAAGAUCCACCCCCAGACCAUCAUCGAAGGCUACCGGAUAGCCAGCCAGGCCGCGCUGAAGGCGCUGGAGGCGACGGCGGUAGACCACAGCAACAACCCGGAGGUGUUCAAGAAGGACCUCCAGGCGAUCGCCCGGACCACGCUCAGCUCCAAGGUGCUCGCCCAGGACAGGGACCACUUCUCCAAGCUGGCCGUCGAGGCCAUCCUGCGGUUGAAGGGCUCGUCCGAUCUCAGCCACAUCCAGAUCAUCAAGAAGGUUGGCGGCAAGCUCAGCGACUCGUACCUCGACGAGGGCUUUAUCCUGGACAAGAAGAUCGGCGUCAACCAGCCGAAGCGGCUGGAGAAGGCCAAGAUCCUCGUCGCCAACACGUCGAUGGACACGGACAAGGUCAAGAUCUUUGGCGCGCGGCUCAAGGUCGGCUCGACGAGCCAGCUGGCGGAGCUCGAGAGGGCCGAAAGGGAGAAGAUGAAGGCCAAGGUGGAGAAGAUCAAGGCGCACGGCAUCAACUGCUUCAUCAACCGGCAGCUCAUCUACAACUGGCCGGAGCAGCUCUUCACCGACGCGGGCAUCAUGUCGAUCGAGCACGCCGACUUUGACGGCAUCGAGCGGCUGGCGCUGGUGACGGGCGGCGAGAUCGCGUCGACCUUCGACGACCCGGAGCACGUCAAGCUCGGCCACUGCGACCUGAUCGAGGAGGUGCUGAUCGGCGAGGACACGCUGAUCAAGUUCUCGGGCGUGGCGGCGGGCGAGGCGUGCACCAUCGUGCUGCGCGGCGCGACGGACCAGCUGCUGGACGAGGCCGAGCGCAGCCUGCACGACGCGCUGGCCGUGCUGUCGCAGACGGUCAAGGAGCCGCGCACGACCCUCGGCGGCGGCUGCGCCGAGAUGGUCAUGGCCAAGGCCGUCGAGGGCGCCGCCACCCGCGUCGAGGGCAAGAAGCAGACCGCCGUCGCCGCCUUCGCCGUCGCCCUGCGCCAGCUGCCCACCAUCCUGGCCGACAACGCCGGCCUCGACUCGGGCGACCUCGUCGCCCGCCUGCGCAAGGCCAUCUACGACGGCAUGACCACCUACGGCCUCGACCUGAUGACCCCCGGCGGCGGCAUCGCCGACAUGCGCGAGCUCGGCGUCAUCGAGAGCUACAAGCUCAAGAAGGCGGUCGUGUCCUCGGCCAGCGAGGCCGCUGAGCUCCUUUUGCGCGUGGACGACAUAAUAAGAGCGGCGCCGAGGAAGCGGGAGAAACACUGA
This is a messenger RNA of Thermothielavioides terrestris NRRL 8126, 1593 nucleotides long. RefSeq lists its product as uncharacterized. Gene Ontology annotation, molecular function: ATP binding; ATP-dependent protein folding chaperone; ATP hydrolysis activity. Gene Ontology annotation, biological process: protein folding. The transcript has 4 exons. The coding region runs from base 1 to 1593 and encodes 530 amino acids. The record is from RefSeq and is a predicted model, not a curated record. Gene Ontology annotation, cellular component: chaperonin-containing T-complex; cytosol. Lineage: Eukaryota; Fungi; Ascomycota; Sordariomycetes; Sordariales; Chaetomiaceae.